CGGCCAUGCAGCAUGCAAGCGAGCAACUCACACAGGUUUGAGUGGUGACGCUUCUCUUCCACAUCUGACCGUCCAUUCAUUCACGAUUCUACUGUACUGUACGGCCGACAGCUUUCCUUGGCGGCAUCGAUCAACUGGAUCAAGCCUUUCGCGGACACACGGGGCGCAAUCAUCGCUCAAACACCUCAUCGUUGACGCAAGCAUGACGUUGUCCCUUCGAGCCAGUCUGUCCGCAGGGCAGUGUCAGUUUGGCAGGCAGGGAAUUGCCAUCAGCACGAUCACACCGACGCAUCUCGUCUUGCCGGGUCAAGAGCCAAGGCUCGCAUGUGCUGUGGGGCGUGCCCAAGCGCGUCCGAGUGCGAGGGCAUUCCAUGCGAGCAGACUGAACGCGAGUAGAGGCAGAACGGGACUGUACGACUUUCAUGUCGAGAAUGCGGGCAAGAUGGUCCCAUUCGCGGGCUACGACAUGCCCUUGACGUAUGGCGAUGUGGGCCAAGUCGCAAGCCACAAGCACGUUCGCAGCGCCGCAGGACUGUUCGACGUUGGUCACAUGGUCCAGCAUCGCUUCUCCGGCGCAGGAUCCCUCGCCUUUCUCUCCUCCCUCGUUCCCACCUCCCUCGCCUCUCUGGGAGACUUCAGCAGCACAUUGUCCGUCUUGUUGAACGACAAUGGAGGCAUCAUCGACGACACGGUCAUCACCAAGCACGCGGAGGAUGCCUGGUACGUCGUGACCAAUGCUGGGCGCAGACAGGAAGAUUUGUCCCUGUUCACGCAAAAGCUGCAAGCGUGGACGGGCGGACAGGUCGAGCACGAGGUGCUGGAAGGCUGGGGUCUAGUAGCUCUGCAAGGACCGGAGAGCGUCAGCGUGCUUAGCCAGCACACCGAUGCGGACCUGAACAGCCUGACGUUUGGACGAAGCGUGCACGCCAAAGUCGCGGGCGCCGAGUGUCACAUUGCUCGCGGAGGGUAUACGGGGGAAGACGGUUUCGAGAUCUCCAUCCCGCCUGAGCGCACCGUCUUGGUCACCCAAGCGCUUCUGAACACUGCACCGACGCAGCUGGCGGGCUUGGCCGCUCGAGACAGUCUUCGUUUGGAAGCUGGAAUGUGUCUGUACGGGCACGAUCUGGACGAGAGUGUGAGCCCUAUAGAAGGCGCUCUUGCUUGGGUAGUGUCCAAGGAUAGAAGAGAGGCUGCAGACUUUCCAGGCGCGGAGCGCAUCUUGAAAGAGCUCAAAGAGGGACCACCAAGGCGUAGAGUUGGUCUCGUGAUAGAAGGCGCUCCAGCGAGGGAGGGCGCGCCUAUCUUUGAUGGCGUCGGAGAUGUGCCGAUUGGCGUCGUCACGUCUGGCAUCCCCUCCCCCACGACGGGACAAAACAUCGCGAUGGCAUUGGUGCAGAAUGGCCAGCACAAAAAGGGCACAAAAUUGCGCGUUGAAGUGAGAAAGAAGCUGAGAGAAGCUGAAGUCGUCAAGAUGCCUUGGGUCCCAAAUCGCUUCUUCAGAGGGGCUGCUUGAACAGGUCCCGACGCGCGCCAAAAGCGCCAGCACUUAGUCAUCAUAACCAAGACAAGCCACACAGUACAAUAAUAGAAAGCGUCGAGCGCAGUCCGAAAAGCAAGGGGUUGACUAGAUGACCGCGUGGGAUGCGUGCAGAAUGAACGGACGAAUGCGAAGGAUCUACACUUUCGAGCUCAAGCUCAGAAUCGCUCGAGCUAGCUCGCACCUCGCGUCUUGAUCAAAUCAAAUGGAAUAUCUGUAAGCAGCGGCAGCCCAAGCUGAAACACCAAACAGCGAGAGCGCAAAUCCUCUAAGCCCUGGCAAUCUGGGCAACCUCGUCUUACCAUCCGCUGCGUGCUCAGCAC
Ceraceosorus guamensis is the source of this 1860-nucleotide messenger RNA. RefSeq names its product putative GCV1-glycine decarboxylase, subunit T, mitochondrial. Gene Ontology annotation, molecular function: protein binding; aminomethyltransferase activity. The record is from RefSeq and is a predicted model, not a curated record. The transcript is spliced from 9 exons. Gene Ontology annotation, biological process: glycine catabolic process. NCBI's taxonomy places the organism in Eukaryota, Fungi, Basidiomycota, Exobasidiomycetes, Ceraceosorales, Ceraceosoraceae. Gene Ontology annotation, cellular component: mitochondrion. Bases 203 to 1513 code for a protein of 436 amino acids.